AUGGCAAACUUCAAUGCCAAGUUCCUCUUUUGCUUUGCUUUGAUUGCUCUUGCUGCUGUUCCAAGUCUUGCAGUUAUGUACGUAGUUGGAGAUUCUAAUGGUUGGGCUUCGGGAAUAAAUUAUGCCGACUGGGCAUCAGGGAAGAGCUUCAAAGUUGGAGACAAACUUUCGUUCAAUUAUGUUGGUGGAAGCCAUACAGUGGAUGAAGUAAGCUCAAGUGACUACAACUCAUGCGAUCCGGCGAAUCCCAUCUCAACUGACAACAACGGCCCCACCACAAUCACUCUCAAAACCGCCGGAACACAUUACUUCAUCUGCGGAAUACCCGGACACUGCAGUCUAGGGAUGAGGUUAUCCGUCACCGUGGCACCCGCCGGAGGAGCAGCAGCACCCGGAGGAUCCACCGCCGCUCCUGCACUGGCCGGAAACGGAGGCAGCAGCUCCAGGCUCCGGUACACCUGA
Messenger RNA from Oldenlandia corymbosa var. corymbosa, 462 nucleotides. The record is from the annotation of a GenBank genome assembly. Lineage: Eukaryota; Viridiplantae; Streptophyta; Magnoliopsida; Gentianales; Rubiaceae.